ACUAUUGCACUCUGAUCCAGCAGUUAAGAAGUUGUUCACUGAAUUCCAAAACCUCAGAACCAAGGAAGAGAUGCGGGCAAGCGAGCAAGUGGAAAAGCAGGGACUGAAAGUGAUGAGCGCCAUCGACGACAUUGUCAUUCAUCUGGACGAAUACGAGUAUGUGGCAAGGCUUGUAAAGAGAGUCGCAGUCACACAUGCAAAAUGGAUUGAGAGACAGCCGGAGAUGUUUUUGAUGAUAAAGCAGCCAUUUUUGAAGUCAGUGGAGGCGGCACUAGGGGAAAGGUUUACGGAAAACAUCAGAACCGUUUAUGAAAUUCUCAUCGACUUCAUCAUUCUAGAACUCAUAAAAGAUCUCAGUAACUCUGAACAACAGAAUACGUAA
This is a messenger RNA of Candidula unifasciata, 382 nucleotides long. The record is from the annotation of a GenBank genome assembly. Lineage: Eukaryota; Metazoa; Mollusca; Gastropoda; Stylommatophora; Geomitridae.